Molecule: messenger RNA, 2658 nt
Organism: Diaporthe citri
Lineage: Eukaryota; Fungi; Ascomycota; Sordariomycetes; Diaporthales; Diaporthaceae
Exons: 4
Coding region: 1-2658 (885 amino acids)
Source: RefSeq, a predicted model, not a curated record
AUGACCGACAAGGAGCUCUUCAACCUGGAAGAGAUGUGGGAGCAGGCCGAGGCUAGGUUCAACAGCCGUACCGGAACUCCCCUGCAUCUGAAGUGUGCGACUUGGAAGCAAUUCAUUGAGGAAAUCAAGAAGAUGCGUGAUUCAGACACAUCCUCAGCUCCCAAUGAUAGAUUGGAAAGGGCUAAAGAAUCCGGCGUCAAGAGGGUUCAUUGCUUGAGACUGGUCGGUGGUGUGGCCGCCAGAGCCGGGAGUUUGGUCUCUGGCCCAUCCGAGACGUGCUUCAACGCCCUUGGUGUUCUGCUGGAUAUUGCAUUGAAGAUCCGCGAUUUCCACAAGACAGUGGCUACAAUGUUUGAGGUCUUGGGGCCAGCGCUGUCGGUGUACGAGAUAUACAAGGACAAGGACAAAUUCGACAAUAUUCACCCAGCAGUAGACCGAGCAGUCCACGACAUCAUGAUAAGCUUCGUCGACAUCUGUGGCUUAUACCAAAAGCUUCAUGGGAAUAAGUCGAAAGCGAAAAGCUUUUGGACCGAUUUCAAGGCUGCGAUUCUAAAUGACGACUCCGGUGUGGGUAGCGAGAUGGAGAGAUUCAAAACGUUGACCCAAGUCCAUAGAGAUGUCGAGGUAACACAGACUCUCAACGAGGUUUUGGAAACCAACGACCUUGCCGCCAAUAUGCUUCUGCAAUUCACAGGUUUUCAACACGACGUGUCCAUCCUGAGAAAUUCAGAUGAGGAGCGGAUGUUGCAAAAAAGACAUCAACAACAUCUGACGGUGAUCAAGGAUAAGCUCGGAUGGAACGAAAGCGCAAGCAAGCAGUCCGAAGCGACCCCGAAGAAGAAAUUAGACAACAUCCCUGACGGAACAGCAAACUGGUUCAGGACCGAAGAACAAUUUCUUGCAUGGAUGAAAACGAAACCCGUAGGUGAGACGCAGUCUCGGCCACUCUUCGUAUUGGGAGGUCCUGAAGACACCGGAAAGUCUGUUCUCAUGUCGGCUAUCCUCCGGCAUUCACAAACCACGCCACGUACCAACAGUCCACUGCGCAACCUGGUCGCUGGGUACUUUUUCCCUCCGUCGUCUGGCACCAAAGAUGAGGACAGGCACCCAGUCAGAACAGCUCUCAAAUGCAUCGCAGUACAGCUGGCAGGGCAAGACAGUGUCUUUGCAAGGACCUUACGUCAAAGAUGUGAUGAUCAAGCUGUUAUUGACGACGUUAUCAGAAACGGAACGUACCAGCAACUCUGGGCCUUUCUCGGCAUCGGGAUCCCUAAAGACAAUACGGCGCAUUACAUCAUCAUUGACGGCUUUGCAAGCCUUUCCAAAGAAAAGGAGUGCGAAGAGCAGAUGAACCAGUUGUUUGGUAUCUUGGGCACGCAACUCGAAUCCGAUAGGAGAGUACGAGUGGCAAUCUCGGUGAGGUCGACCAUGAUGUCACUCAUGCCAGAUCACACGAAACGGAGUUCAUUCGUGGUGGACAUCGUCCAGAAGAGCGCAAAAGAUAUUCAAAAGCUCACCUAUGACCAACUGAAGGAAAAGGACCUAUUCCAGGAUGAAGAACAUCGAGAGAUACGAGACUUGGUCGAUCAGAUCGCAGCUAAAGUUCAAGAUGAUUUCAGCAAUAUCGUUACUGUUGUGGAACAGGUCAACAAACUCGUCGAUUCAUGCGAAUCCAGGGAAGACAUCAAAAAAGCCCUCAAGCCUUGCAGCACCGAGUUAAGUGCCUUAUCUGAUGCAAUCAGACGGCUGGAAACUGAACUUGGAGCCAAAGAAAUCGAUGAACUGCAGGAGCUUUUGCGAUGGACAAUGUUUGGUCGACAGAAAUAUUGCUCACUAGACGAGUUGAAUGGAGCAUUGUGGCUCAAGUUUGGGACCGCAAACACACGCAAGACGCAAAAGAAGAUGGCAGCCAAGGGCAGGUACUCCGACAUCUUUACUCUCGACGAGGACCAGGACGUCUGGACCAAGAAUAAUAUGCGCGAGCUACUUCGGCGCCCUGAAAGACAACUUGGAACUGAUGAGACACCGAAGAUCACGGCCAGCUUUGAAAUCACCAAAGGGGGCCUGCAAAGCGUGCAGACGUUCUGUUGGAGCCUAUCCCAGCAAGUGGCUCGACUGAGCUUCAACUUCGAUCAGGCCGCUCUUGCGGCGGGAAAUGUUCGAAAGAGCUUCCGACUCAAUGAGGUCGAUGCCAAUAUAUCCAUGCUCCGUUCCACAUUCAAAAUCCUUGGGGCAAAACCAAAUCCAAGGACGCAGCCGCUUGGCAGAUAUGCAAUGGCCUAUUUACCACAGCAUAUUGAACGUCUUGGAGAUGUAGACCAAUUGGAACGACAGGAAAAGAUCGACAUAGCAAUGGGAUUUGACGACAAGGAAAUCACAACAAUACGGGAAUUCAUCCGCAAACAGCCUAUCCUCGACAACUUGGACAUCAAAGACCAAGAGUGGUUGGUGGAUGGCGUGGUCGAGCAGGAUGAAGUUGAAGUGAUGCUCGGGGAGCUCAGGAGACACCCAGCAGAGGAAGCAGGAAAAGGACGCGGAUCUACCAUCACCACCCAAUUCAGAAGACCCCACACGCGAAAGGCUACGCAAAGCAUGCAGCAAACUGCGAAGCCCCAAAAACCACAGCCUUUAGGAGAUGGACUGCCACACCUGCGGUGA